UCAAUGAUUGCGGGACCAUCUAACACGGGCCGGGUUAAUUUGUUAAAGUGAAGAGUGACUUGCUAUUGCGAUUCAGCAUUUUACAUUUUUAGAAAAAGUAUAGAUAUGUAUUUGUAGUUUGUAAUGUAUAUAUACAUUUCAUGAUCAUCUCAAGUUCUUGGAAGAUCACCAGACCCCAACUGCGUCAGACUAAUAAGCAAUCAACUUCCUUUACAUCUUUCUUAGAGAAUCCCAUGAGCCAUACAGAUAACAACUACGUCCUUAGAGAGACUGAAGCAUCAGAUUCACUAGCUCAUGAUGACCAGUCUCCAUAUCAGCCAAAAGUCGAGCUCAAUCUUAGCACGCCAUCUAUGCCAAUUGGCAGUGACCCCAAGAUGGCUAAAAGGAUUUACCACAAUGCUAGCGAGCGUGAUCGUCGCAAGAAGAUGAAUGCUUUGUACUCCACUCUCCGUUCACUACUUCCCUCGGCUGAUCAAGCGGAAAAAUUAAGUGUUCCGACUACAAUUUCGCGCAUGCUUAAAUACAUACCAAAACUAGAACAAGAAGUGGAGGUACUGAUGCAAAAGAAGGUAGAGCUUAUAUCAAGGAUUUCUAGGCAAGGUGAACAAAUUCAUCAAGAAAAUCAGAGACAAAUUGUAGGUCGGAGCUCUUUAUCUGUUGUUUCUGCAAACUGGCUUAACGAUAGAGAAGUUAUGAUUCAGAUAUCUACAUAUAAGGUUCAUAAAUGUCCAUUAGCAAAUAUCUUGCUUAAUUUGGAGAAGGAUGGGUUUCUAGUAUUAAAUGUUUCUUCCUUUGAGUGCUUUGGAGGAAGGGUUUUUCAUAAUUUACACCUCCAGGCAGAAAGGAGUUAUGCUUUGGAGCGUGCGGUGGUUUUGAGUGAGAAGCUCCUAUCAUUAUAUGAAAUGGGGAAAGGGUUCAAGCACGAAAAUCAUCAUGGCUGCGUUGGAAACGCAUUCAUGAGUUGACAGUGAUCAGUCCUAUCUAUUGUUCUAGUACGGUUUGAAUAACCACUUUACUUUUGCAGAAUUUAAGCUGCGGGUUUGUAAGGAAUUUGUUAUUGAUAUAUCUAUGGUUUUGAAUAUUUUGAUGGAGGUGAGAUAAGUGAGUGUCUGUUUGAAAUAAGUUGAAAAUUUUAGCUUAUU
Quercus robur (English oak) is the source of this 1142-nucleotide messenger RNA. RefSeq names its product transcription factor ORG2-like. The coding region runs from base 141 to 965 and encodes 274 amino acids. Gene Ontology annotation, cellular component: RNA polymerase II transcription regulator complex. The record is from RefSeq and is a predicted model, not a curated record. The transcript is spliced from 3 exons. Gene Ontology annotation, biological process: regulation of transcription by RNA polymerase II. Lineage: Eukaryota; Viridiplantae; Streptophyta; Magnoliopsida; Fagales; Fagaceae. Gene Ontology annotation, molecular function: DNA-binding transcription factor activity, RNA polymerase II-specific; RNA polymerase II transcription regulatory region sequence-specific DNA binding; protein dimerization activity.